Messenger RNA from Candidozyma auris, 1596 nucleotides. Its product is annotated as chaperonin-containing T-complex subunit CCT4. Gene Ontology annotation, cellular component: chaperonin-containing T-complex. The record is from RefSeq and is a predicted model, not a curated record. Gene Ontology annotation, biological process: protein folding. Gene Ontology annotation, molecular function: ATP hydrolysis activity; ATP-dependent protein folding chaperone; ATP binding. The transcript has a single exon. Bases 1 to 1596 code for a protein of 531 amino acids. Lineage: Eukaryota; Fungi; Ascomycota; Pichiomycetes; Serinales; Metschnikowiaceae.
AUGGCUGCUGUUCAAUCGAAAAACCCUUCCAAUGCCACUUUCAAGGAUAAGGAAAAGCCUCAGGAAGUGAGAAAGUCGAACAUUCUCGCUGCCAGAGCCGUCAGUGACGCCAUCAGAACCUCCUUGGGUCCUAAGGGUAUGGACAAGAUGAUCAAAACCAAGGACGGCAAAAUCAUCAUUUCGAACGAUGGUGCCACAAUUCUUAAACACAUGGCUAUUUUACACCCAGCUGCACGUAUGUUGGUGGACUUGUCUGCUGCACAAGACGUUGAGGCUGGUGAUGGUACUACAUCUGUAGCCAUUUUGGCAGGGUCUCUUUUGGGUGCCGCUGAGAAAUUGUUGAACAAGGGUAUCCACCCAACCAUUGUUGGGGAAAGCUUUCAACGUGCUGCUGCACGUGUUUGUGAGGUUUACUUGGAGAUGUCUCACAAAAUUUCCUUGAAGGAUAGGGAGAUCUUGAUCAAGGCCGCGUCUACCUCGUUAUCCUCCAAAAUCGUUUCUCAGCACUCAGCAUUGUUGUCUCCUCUCUCGGUAGACUCUGUGCUCAAAGUCAUGAAUGAAUACCACGAUAAUGUCGACUUGAACGAUAUCCGCCUCAUCAAGAAAGUAGGCGGCACCAUUGACGACACUGAAUUAGUGGAUGGUGUUGUGCUUACACAGAAUGUUUUGAAAUCUGCUGGCGGCCCCUCCCGGAUGGAAAAGGCCCGUAUUGGCUUAAUACAAUUUCAAUUGUCCCCACCCAAACCAGACAUGGAGAACAAUGUGGUCGUUAACGAUUACAGACAAAUGGACAAGAUUCUCAAGGAAGAGAGAGCAUAUUUGCUUAAUAUUUGCAAGAAGAUAAAGAAAGCUAAGUGUAAUGUCUUACUUAUUCAAAAGUCUAUUUUAAGAGACGCCGUGAAUGAUUUGGCAUUGCAUUUCCUUGCGAAAUUGAAUAUCAUGGUCAUCAAAGACAUUGAAAGAGACGAGGUUGAGUUUUUGACGAAAGCCACUGGCUGCAAGCCAAUCGCAGAUGUGGACAACUUCACUGAGGAUAGAUUAGGUGCAGCUGAGCUCGUCGAUGAAAUAGAGUCGUCUGGAUCCAAGAUCGUUAAAAUCACAGGUGUCAACCCAAAGAAUACCCGCCCAACUGUCUCUGUGGUUAUUCGUGGCGCCAACCAACUAGUUUUGGAUGAAGCCGAAAGAUCGAUUCACGACGCACUUUGUGUGGUCAGAUGUUUAGUGAAGGAAAAGGCUUUGAUUGCUGGCGGUGGUGCUCCAGAGAUCGAGGCUUCCAGAGUGCUCUUCAAGGAGGCCAACCAAUUAAGUGGUGUUGAGCACUUCGUUUACCAAGUUUUUGCACAGGCAUUGGAGGUGAUUCCAACCACGCUAGCCGAGAAUGCUGGUUUGAAUCCUAUCAAUGUUGUGACUGACUUGAGAAAUAGACACGAAAAAGGGGAGAAAAACGCAGGCAUCUCUGUCAGAAGACAUGGCGCUUCUAACACAUUCACCGAAAAUGUUUUACAACCAGUUCUUGUCUCUACUAGUGCUAUCACAUUGGCUGCUGAGACUGUGAAAUCCAUUUUACGUAUAGAUGACAUCACCUUCAGCCGUUAG